Molecule: messenger RNA, 774 nt
Organism: Linnemannia hyalina
Lineage: Eukaryota; Fungi; Mortierellomycota; Mortierellomycetes; Mortierellales; Mortierellaceae
Source: the annotation of a GenBank genome assembly
AUGGCUACUCAACAAUCCGCCGAUCCAACCACCCUCUCCAAGGACCAGCAACAAGCCCUCCACCAGGACGAGAUCCUUGCCGAGCUCGAGAUUGCUGGAGGCGCCAAGCCCGUCGUCCCACCCCACCUCCUGGCCAGACUCACUCCUCACGAUACUCCUGACAAGACUCAGCAGGAUAUCGAGAACAAACUGGCUGAAGCCGAAGAGAGGCGCAAGAAACUGGAGGAGGAGCGAGUGCAAAAGGCACACGACAAUGUAAAGCACGCCAAGGAAGUCUCGGAGAAGAACCGCCUCGACCAAGACAUCAACCGUGACGAAUCCAUUGAGCGUCUUCGUGAGAAGCAAGAGAACGCCGAGCGUGUUCGUAACGAACAGGAACGUCUCCGCCUGGCCAAAUUGGAGGAGCGCAAUGCAAAGAUCGCCACUCUGCAAAAGGAUGAGUCUCAAUCGCAAGCAGAUAUCCGUGAGAUCAAGGAGAAGCUGGACCAGGCAGACGCCCGUCGCAAGGCAUUGGAGGACGAAAAGGUCCAAAAGCUGGAGGAACACCUUCAGCGUGUCAAGAAUGUCCGGGAUGCUGACCCUGAGAAGGCCCAAUACGAACAACACAAGGCCGAUCUGGACCAAAAGAUGAAGGCUGUUGAGCAGCGUCGUGUCGAUCUCGAGAACGCCCUCAAGGACAAGAUCCAGGCUCGCCAAGCCCUCGCUGACCAAGUCCGUCAACGCCAAGUCGAGCUCGCCACUGCCGAGAACGCUGCAAACACCGAGGCAAACUAA